This is a messenger RNA of Ictalurus furcatus (blue catfish), 910 nucleotides long. RefSeq names its product ras-related protein Rab-37. Gene Ontology annotation, molecular function: GTP binding; GTPase activity. The transcript is spliced from 9 exons. The record is from RefSeq and is a predicted model, not a curated record. Bases 1 to 687 code for a protein of 228 amino acids. Gene Ontology annotation, cellular component: Golgi apparatus; endosome. NCBI's taxonomy places the organism in Eukaryota, Metazoa, Chordata, Actinopteri, Siluriformes, Ictaluridae.
AUGGAACCGGAGACAAGAGAGGAACCGGAGGCGCGGGACGACCUGGAGGCUGAAGAUGAGCAAGGCUGCACCGUGUAUGGUCUCUACGACCAGGAUUUAACGCACAAGACAAUCCUGGUGGGAGACAGUGGUGUGGGGAAAACAUCCCUGCUGGUGCAGUUUGAUCAGGGAAAGUUCAUCCCAGGCUCUUUCUCUGCUACUGUGGGCAUCGGCUUUACGAAUAAAGUCGUCACUGUCGGAGAGGUGAAAGUUAAAUUACAGAUUUGGGACACAGCAGGACAGGAGAGAUUUCGCAGCGUCACUCAUGCUUACUACAGAGAUGCCCACGCUCUCCUCCUGCUGUAUGACAUCACCAACAAGUCAUCAUUUGACAACAUCAGGGCAUGGCUUACAGAGAUCCAUGAGUAUGCACAGAGUGAUGCAGUGAUCAUGCUGCUAGGCAACAAGGCUGAUAUGAACAGUGGGAGAGUCAUCAAACGGGAGGAUGGAGAGAGACUGGCCAGGGAAUAUGGUGUCGUAUUUAUGGAGACGAGUGCUAAAACUGGUGUCAACGUAGAUUUGGCCUUCAUGACUGCAGCAAAGGAGUUGAUUGGCCGGUGUCUUGAGCUGCCUAAAGAGCCGAAGUUCCAAAUCAAUGAUAUCAUCGAGCAGAAUCCACAGAAAUCAGGCUGCUGUGGCUUCACAUAGGACCUUACGAGACACAGCAACAGAUGAGAGAAGAUAUAGGAACGAGAAGCAUUGAGAAAGAAUAAGGAGAAUGAUCAGCGAUGUUUCAGGCCAAAUGCAGUCCUUAAAACUUAAGUGAAGCCCAUGACGUAAAUCAUAAAUGAAGGAAUGUGAUUGUCCUGAGCAGAUCUAAACCACUCCAGUCCUAGAGAGCAGGUUCAGUUUGGUCAUUUUUGCCUCGCUG